Messenger RNA from Zingiber officinale, 880 nucleotides. RefSeq lists its product as uncharacterized. The coding region runs from base 84 to 620 and encodes 178 amino acids. The transcript has 2 exons. Lineage: Eukaryota; Viridiplantae; Streptophyta; Magnoliopsida; Zingiberales; Zingiberaceae. Gene Ontology annotation, cellular component: chloroplast. The record is from RefSeq and is a predicted model, not a curated record.
CAUGCUUCCUGCUACUCUUAUCCUCAUCUCUCUCCCUCACUAACUCACAAACUCGCAGACACACACCGCCGGCUCUCUCGUUAAUGCAUACCACGAACAAGCCUCCUCCUCCCAUGCCCAUCCACGCUGUCCUCCACCCUCCCAUACGCCUCCCUCCCCCCUCCCUCUCGCCGCCAACGGCGACAGCGAUGGCGUACGCUUCCAAACGUGGGAAUCUAGUGAUGAUGAGGCAGUUACGCAGGCAGUACUGGAGCUGCAAAGCGAUCAGGAGACGAGUGAGGUACGAAGAAGGAGAGGAAGAAGGAGAAGAAGAGGCGUACGGGCAGAAUGCGGAGAUUCCGAUGUUGGAAGCCUACAGUGCCGCGUUCAGGGACGUUGCUCUUUUGGUGCGGGCCGGCGUCGAUGAUGAAGAAGAGUUGGUGCUCAUCUUUAAGGGUUUCUCUUCGAGUUUGAGCUCAAGGACCUCAUCGGAUCCCUCCAAGAGCGUUCUUCCUGGGCGGGCUGUGAUCCAUUCCAUUGAUGUCGUCAAAGGCCCGUUUAACCCAUCCAACAUCGAGUAUUUAGAGAGGGGUUUGACGUGGGAAGACUUCAAGACUCGGCUCCAACCCAACAAAUCAUGAUCCAAGAUUAACUCAAUGAUGGCCUUAUAAUUAACAGCCCCAUGGGUGUGGGGUGCAUUAAUAAGGCACUCAAACAGAAAAUAAGAAGGUAAGAGUUCAAAUUUCAAGAGAAUAAUUUUGAAGAUCGGUCUUUGAGUUUGAGUGAGUGUGCAUCAAUAAUACUUUAGAUUUACUUAAUAGACUAACUAAGGGGGAAAAUCGUUUAUCUAUAGAAUUAGCUAGGCGAAUCUCAAACAUCUAUAUUAUCAAAAAUAAAAAUA